This is a messenger RNA of Desarmillaria tabescens, 1146 nucleotides long. RefSeq lists its product as uncharacterized. The record is from RefSeq and is a predicted model, not a curated record. The transcript is spliced from 3 exons. Lineage: Eukaryota; Fungi; Basidiomycota; Agaricomycetes; Agaricales; Physalacriaceae. Bases 25 to 1038 code for a protein of 337 amino acids.
AUUGACUGUUGUUUGUUACCGACGAUGUCUCUUGCUCCGACGACUACGGGUCGCCUUUGCCUCCAACCGUCAUAUUUCACGUCUUCGGUAUAUGUAAAUGCGGUUCGAGACGAUAUCUCAGUUCUAGUAAAAAGCUUCGAGGAGCAGUAUUCAAAUUCGCCUCAGUCGUGUCCCUUCAAGCUCUUCAAGGAAAUCUGGUGUUCUCAGGGCUGGCAGUGGCUGCAUUUGAAGACUUUCGACCCGAGAGGCAGAGAUGCAUUUUCGCAUACCACCCUGCGACUGUUCCUUGAGUGCAUAGUGCAAUUAGAAAAGCCAAUAACGAGUCUCGUUGCACUGUUCGGCCUGUAUACCUUCUUCUAUACUCAGCCGACGGAUGUCUGUCCGCCACUGCAUUCUGUCCAGCAUAUUCCCAUACCAUGCGAUCAUCAUGCGACUCUUAUCUCGAUUCCGGACACGCUAGCAACGACGGAAUUGGAGCCUUUCAAGCCUGCUGUGCUGCAUAUCCUGAGGACCUUUGCGACAUCCCAGGUUUUCCAUAUCCUCCCUGGAUCUGGACUUGGGUGCCAAAAUCCACGUACACUCCCCCGUGAAAUUGUUGUUCCUGAUGUUUUAGAUGAAGAGGGACCCAAGCGAAAAGGACGGCCAACAAAAGGAGACAGGGUGAAGCGAUCGAAAGUUGCGCUUGACAACCUUGAUCAAUGGAUGCAAAAGACCUCCCUGCCCGGUUCCAGUGAUCUCGGCGCCAAGCACCAUCUGAUUAGCAGCCCACCUGCAGAGCCGACGCUGCUACAGUACCAGAUGCGUAAAGAGAUGUUGUUACAUGCGCUGGACAAAGACCCGGAGGGCAAGGCACACAUUAAUGAGGCAAACGAAGAGGUUUUCAACCGGCUGAAGUUGUCAGAAGAAUUGGCAGAAAGCGAGGUUGAGUCAGAUUCUGGACCGCCUGGAUUACGACGGGUGCAGCGAGCAAUGAAGGAGAAAGACAGAGAUGGACGGUGGGGUGGAUUGCUGGGAUUGCUUGAGGGUGCCGGCAGAUAAGCAGUGCAACAUGUAAUUACGUAUUACCGAUAAUAUUGUAGGUAUGGGAAAUAAUUGCCGCAAGGGGCAUGGAGCUGGCUUGGCGGGAGAAUUGUUUGGCGUCGCUCU